AUGGCGCCCUCCGCAGCUGUUGAUUUAUCGACGUCCCAAAUUGCUGAAAAAAAUCUACAGCCAUUUUUCGUUCUCCACAAAGGAUCACCAAAGAAAUCUGACAAAAAAUCUGCUGCGAAAACUAGGAGAAGGAUUGACUUACCCCCUUCGUUGCCUAAAACUCUGGUUGCCGAUACUGUGGAAGGAUGCGAUGAUCAACAAUCUGAGAAAUUGCGAAUGGAAACUUUUGAUUUUGUAUGGUCUAAGAUUGAGUCCACCAUCAAGGAUGUUUUGAGGGAUAUCAAUGUUGCUGUAUUCAGUGAGAUUGAUCACUGGGUUCAUGAGUCAUUUGAUGUAGUUCGUUCAUGUGGAAUUCCUGAUCUCUCUAAACCCACUCGGUCUUAUCCCAUUGUAACUGGCACCACUUCUAAACAAUUAUUCACCGGCCUGGAUGUUUUGAGGGAUAUCAAUGUUGCUGUAUUCAGUGAGAUUGAUCACUGGGUUCAUGAGUCAUUUGAUGUAGUUCGUUCAUGUGGAAUUCCUGAUCUCUCUAAACCCACUCGGUCUUAUCCCAUUGUAACUGGCACCACUUGUAAACAAUUAUUCACCGGCCUGGUCUUCACCAGGAAUAUGGAAUUCGUUGAUGAUCUACAGACAUUUACAGACCUUAGUCUACAUUUGAAGACUCGUGGAUGCCAUGUGGCUAACCUUUCCUCAUUUGAUUUCUCAUCCAAAAAUGGGAUUGGAGGUUGUCUCAAAAGUCUAUUGAGGCAGUUUUUAACGGUUAGCCUGGAUACAUUUACAGACCUUAGUCUACAUUUGAAGACUCGUGGAUGCCAUGUGGCUAACCUUUCCUCAUUUGAUUUCUCAUCCAAGAAUGGGAUUGGAGGUUGUCUCAAAAGUCUAUUGAGGCAGUUUUUAAUGGUUAGCCUGGAUGCAGCUGAUAUAUCUAUACUAGCGUCGUGGUACUGUAAACAAGGAAACUAUGAGAAGCCGGUGGUUGUGAUUAUUAGUGAUAUGGGGAGGUGCUGCAGGUCUGUCUUGUCCGAUUUCAUCCUGAUGUUGAGUGAAUGGGUACUUAAGAUUCCAGUAAUCUUAAUGAUGGGAGUGGCAACAACUGUUGAUGCCCCGAGAAAUGUUCUUCCUUCAAAUGUGCUCCAAUACCUCUCCCCUUGUAAAUUCACUUUGGGAUCUCCAUCCGCGAGAGUGGAUGCAGUUGUUGAGGCUGUUCUUGUGAAACAAUGUUCUGGCUUCGCUGUUGGGCACAAAGUGGCAACAUUCAUGAGGAACUACUUUGUAAGACAGGAUGGAACAUUGUCCUCAUUCGUCAGAGCUCUGAAGAUGGCAAUUGUCCAGCAUUUUUUCAUGGAGCCUUCAAGCUUCAUCCUUGUGGAAUUAUUUAGUGAAGAAGACAGUCAGGUUUCCUGGAGUGAAAAGCGUGCAUUGUUGCCAGAAAUAAAGCUCAAACGAGCUAUUAGUGUUCCAUCUUAUGGGAGGACUAAAAUUGCUGAAUUAAAUACGGGAAUUCGGGCUCAUGGCUUAGCAGAACUGAAGAGAUUGCAGAAAUUGUGGAGCUCUCUGUGCUUAUAUGAAGCUGGAAAGUAUCAUAAAAUUACCAUGUUAGACAUAUACUGUGAGGCACUUGAUCCAGAGUUGUACAACCCAAGGGCUUCUCAUCACCACACAGCUUUAGACAAAGACUUAAGAAUGACUUCUAGUGAUCAAUGUGUGUGUGGACAAUAUCCUAGCUUGUGCAAAGGUGGUAUCAUCUGUCAAGCAAUUCGCAGAGUAAGGGAUUUGCCACCACCAGCAUUGUGUCAGUUGCUCAAGAGUUGGGAAAACCUUACAAAGGGUGUCAAUGAGAUCAAUGAGAAGGUAAAGGAGUUGCAGUCUCUGAUGAAAUUAGAGGACAACAAGUGUUUGAAACAAGAUUUGACAGACAUAUCCAAGAGAGACAUAGCUCGAAGCAGUUUAAAUCUGAAAACGGAUGCACAAGCGCUAAAUGAGAAAGCUGCUUCAUUUAUAGGUAGUGUGGUUAGGGACUAUCUACAACCUAUUGAGUGUAUGCCUUAUCAUGAAAUGACAUGCUUCAAGAAUGUUGACAAACUUCAGUCGGUAAACUUGCCUCAGCAAGCUUUCUUCUCAUCUUUGAAAUAUAAGAUGAAUCAAUCUUUUCACAGCAACCUGACUUGCAGGGGCAUGAUUAUAACAGAAGCUGAUCUGAUUAUUAAAGUGACACAAACCUUUUGUGUUGAGGCAUUUGGCUGUAUCUUUUCCUUGCGAUUGGAAUUGAAAUUGGAGGACAAGAGUUUAAUGUUGGGAGAAGAAAUGAAGAUGAGAAGAGAAGAAAGAAAUUGGGAAGGAAAGAGAUUUCAAUUAGCCAAUGAUCCAAUUUUCUGUCUUUUGCAAUCCAAAAAUGAAAAUGUUGAUACCGGAGAUGCUGUAAUAGCCGUGCAAUAUGCUUCAACUGCAGAAAAUCUUGCCUUGAUAGGUGACCCUAGGAGAAGAGUCCAGAUCGAUCUCUUGGAAUCCUCCAAAAUCCUCAAGUGUGGUUGCUGCAGGAAAAUUGGCAGUACAGCAUUGUCAUCCAUGCAUGAUACCUCAAUUAUGUAUACUCUGUCUCAAGAGCAUGGUGACCUUAUCAAUCUCCAUGACUGGUAUCAAUCUUUUACUGCAACUAUUCUCCACUCGAGCAUCAAAGUGAAACACAGAUUGAAUAAUUCACCAUCGCCUAAGAAGAGAAAGUGUACUAAUGAGCCUCCAAGCAGAAGUGAAGCUACAGUUCAAGCACGAUUCUGCAGGGCAGUUACGGAGCUUCAAAUUACUGGGCUACUUCGGAUGCCUGGCAAAAGGCGCCCUGAUUACUUGCAGAGAGUAGCCUUUGGACUGUAACACUUAAAUCUGUUAACCAUGGGGAAGGUUCUCUACUUUAUUGGGGUUGGUUUCUCUUUAAUUUUCAAAUAAUUAGAGAAUUCUCCAAUUAUUUUUGAAUGAUGAGGAUCUAUCGAUGUUAAAAAGAAGGAAUAUUUUUUUUUUUUGGGAAGGAAUCUGUACAAGUUAACAAAUCUUAUUUUUAUUCAGAAAUUUUCUUGGAAG
Messenger RNA from Ilex paraguariensis (yerba mate), 3075 nucleotides. NCBI's taxonomy places the organism in Eukaryota, Viridiplantae, Streptophyta, Magnoliopsida, Aquifoliales, Aquifoliaceae. The record is from the annotation of a GenBank genome assembly.